ACGUGGGGCAGCGGAGAAGAGCCUGUCAUGGCGGCGCGCAGCGCUGCAUCUCGUGGCCUGUUCCAGGAAGCGGUGCGGGCGGUGCUGGGGAGCUGGCCGGUGCUGCAGAUCGCUGUAGAGAAUUGCUUCGGGGGUCCUUACGUCCAGGAGAAGGCAGAAUGGAUGGUGGGAGCUGUGGAUCAGUAUUUCCAUACUAACUCUGAUUUGGAUCAAUAUGAGGUAGAAGAGACCCUACAGGCAAUAUUGAAUGAUGAGUUUGAUACAGUCGUGGAGGAUGGGAGUUUACCUCUUAUCGCCCAGCUGCUGUGCUCCUUGUAUUCUCAGUGUCAGCGCGGAGACACGGCUGCAGUGCAGCAGAAGAUCGCAGAGCUGUCUCAGAAAAAGUACAACGUGAAAGCCAAUGUUCAGGAGGUGAAACCCCCGGAGGACGAGGAGGAAAGCAGUGAUGAUGAUGAAGAAGAGGCAAUGGACUGUGAGACGAGCACCAAUUCAUCAUCCGCUGUACCAAACGCUUCCAGCACACCUAGCACAUCAGAGGCCGGCGGACACAGCAGGGGUCCUCAGGAGCUAGAACAAGAGCCUGACGGAUGGACUGUAGUGCGGAGAAAAAAGAAGUGACCUUUGCAGACUUGAGCCGGAGCUUCCUAUAAAGCACCACUAGGUGGCAAUGUUGCACCUGGUUCAGAAGACUGGCCAUUGUAUAUACUCAGUUACUGUUACCGGGAGCUCUCGGACUC
This is a messenger RNA of Nanorana parkeri, 737 nucleotides long. It is a transcript of the gene TSR2, whose product is annotated as TSR2, ribosome maturation factor. The coding region runs from base 28 to 618 and encodes 196 amino acids. Gene Ontology annotation, cellular component: nucleus. The record is from RefSeq and is a predicted model, not a curated record. The transcript is spliced from 5 exons. Lineage: Eukaryota; Metazoa; Chordata; Amphibia; Anura; Dicroglossidae. Gene Ontology annotation, biological process: maturation of SSU-rRNA from tricistronic rRNA transcript (SSU-rRNA, 5.8S rRNA, LSU-rRNA).